Molecule: messenger RNA, 3155 nt
Organism: Ricinus communis (castor bean)
Lineage: Eukaryota; Viridiplantae; Streptophyta; Magnoliopsida; Malpighiales; Euphorbiaceae
Product: protein FAR-RED IMPAIRED RESPONSE 1
Exons: 10
Coding region: 192-2918 (908 amino acids)
Biological process (GO): regulation of DNA-templated transcription
Molecular function (GO): zinc ion binding
Source: RefSeq, a predicted model, not a curated record
UAUGGAAUUACCCGACCCAUUACACAGAGAGGCGAGUAUCAGAAAAAAGAGAAUGCGAGUACAGCAUCCAAUUCUGUUGCCCUAACCCUGAAGCCGCAAAAUCAGAAACUUGUCUACUCGCCGUAGAUUAUGACACUGAUCUUCACUACUUACUCCAUAUUCAGGGUGUGUUUAGAAAAUAAAUAUUUCCAAUGGGUAUAGAUCUAGAACAGCCUUCAGGAGACUAUGAUGUAAAUGCUAAUGGAGCGCAAGAUAGAAAUAGAGUUGUUGUUGUUAACAACAUUGAUGGGAUCAAUGAUGAUAAGGACACUGGACCAACUGUUAAUGGAACAGUUUUUGACACUGCCCACAAAGUGUGUGAUGCUGGAGAUGGAUCAACUUUGAAUGCUGUGAAGCAUUUAGAGCCUCAUGAUGGAAUGGAAUUUGAUUCUAAGGAGGAUGCAUUUUCCUUCUAUAGAGACUAUGCUAAAUCUGUAGGAUUUGCCACUAUAAUAAAGGCCAGCCGUAGAUCAAGGAUAUCUGGAAAGUUUAUUGAUGCAAAAUUUGUAUGCACUAGAUAUGGAAAUAAGCCAGAAGAAGCUAGUAGUAUGACUGAAAUUCCACAUCCUGCUGUAGAUACAAGUGCUGCAAGCUUCCCUGUGAAAAGAAAACGGGGUAGAGUAAAUCGAUCUUGGUCGAAAACAGAUUGCAAAGCUUGCUUGCAUGUAAAGAGAAGGCAGCAAGAUGGGAGAUGGGUUGUUCGUAGUUUCAUAAAGGAGCACAACCAUGAAAUUUUCCCAGACCAGGCAUAUCACUUGCGUGGCCAUAGGAAAUUAGAUUUAGGUAACAAUAAUGCUGAUGCAUUGCAUGCUAUCAGGGAAAGAACCAAAAAAUUAUAUGUUUCAAUGUCUAGACAAUCAAGUGGACAUAAGAAACAUGAGAGUCACAAGAGUAGUGUGAUAAACCAAUCAGGGAGCACUCAGCAUUUGGCUUUAGAGGAGGGAGAUGCUGAAGUGAUGCUUGAUUAUUUUACAUGUAUGCAGGAUGAAAAUCCCAAUUUCUUUUAUGCAAUAGAUCUGAAUGAAGAACAGCGCUUGAGAAAUGUUUUCUGGAUUGAUUCCAAAGCUAGACUUGAUUACAGCUAUUUUGGUGAUGUCAUUUUUUUCGACACAACAUUUAUUAAGAAUGAAUACAAACUUCCCUUUGCUCCCUUUCUUGGUGUCAACCAUCACUUCCGCUGUCUGUUGCUUGGAAGUGGAUUACUUUCUAAUGAGAGUAGAUCAACAUAUGUUUGGUUGAUGCGGGCAUGGCUUAGAGCAAUGGGUGGACAUGCUCCAAAAGUGAUAUUUACUGAUCAAGACAAAUUCCUGGAAGAAGCCAUAGCAGAGGUGUUUCCUAAUUCACAUCAUUGUUUUUGCUUGUGGCAUAUUUUGAGCAAGAUUCCUGAGAAGCUCAGUUAUGUGAUUAGGCAGCAUGAAAAUUUUAUGACCAAAUUUAACAAAUGCAUCUUUAAAUCUCGGACAGAUGAACAGUUUGAGAAGCGAUGGUGGAAACUGGCUCAGAGAUUCAGUUUAAGAGAUGAUAUAUGGUUUCAGUCAUUAUAUGAAGAUCGUCAAAGAUGGAUACCAGUUUACACGAGAGACAAAUUUUUGGCAGGGAUAUCUACAACUCAUCGGUCAGAAAGUAUAUGCUCUUUCUUUGACAAGCACAUGCAAAGAAAGACUACAUUAAAAGAACUUCUAGAACAACAAAAAUUAAUUCUUCGAGAUAAAAUUGAAGAGGAAGCUAAAGCAGACUUUGAAACUUGGCAUAAACAACCAGGAUUGAAGUCUCCAUCACCCUUUGGGAAACAAAUGGCAGCUUUGUAUACGCAUGCCAUAUUUAAGAAAUUUCAGGUUGAGGUUUUGGGUGUAGUUGCUUGUCAUCCUAAAAAGGAAAGUGAAGAUGGAGAAACCAAAACUUUCAAGGUUCAAGAUUUUGAAGAGAAUCAAGAUUAUGUUGUGUUGUGGAAUGAAACAGCACCUUAUUUUUCUUGUUCAUGCCAUUUAUUUGAGUUCAGUGGUUUCCUAUGCAGACAUGUUUUGAUUGUUAUGCAAAUGUCUGGUAUGCACAGCAUUCCAUCUCAAUACGUUUUGAAACGUUGGACAAAGGAUGCAAAGAGUAGAGAAACCAUGAGGGAAGAAUCAGACAAGAUUGACUCCAGAGUUCAACGCUACAAUGAUCUAUGUAGACGGGCUUUUAAAUUGGGUGAUGAAGGUUCUUUAUCACAGGAGAGUUACAACAUUGCAUUCACUGCACUGGAAGAAGCUUUAAGAAAGUGCGAGUGUGUGAAUAGUUCAAGUCUGAGUGUAACAGAGUCAACCUCACCAUCUUCUAACAGACCUCACAAGUAUGAAGAAGCCAAUCAAGCUAAUGGUGCAUCGAAGAUAAAUAGAAAGGAUGGUAUUUCCAGAAAAAGACAGGUAAAUCCAGAGCCAGAGGUCACAACCAUUAUGAUGCAUGAAAGCUGUCAUCAACUGGGACACUCGAGCUUAAGAGGAUCAGCUCGUGACUGUUCCUAUGAAAUGCAAGAGAGCAUGCAAGGGAUGGAACAGCUAAGCUCAAGGGCUCAAAAUCUAGAUGGAUAUUUUGGCCCUCAACAAAUUGUGCCGGGAAUGGGACAGUUAUCUUCUAGCCGUGACGAUUACUAUAGCAAUCAGCAUAGCAUGCAAAGACUGGGACAAUUGAAUGCCAUGGCACCUCUCCAUGAAGCUCAAUAUCUGACUCAACAAAGGAUGCCAUUGCCAGGGAUGGAGCAGUUACACAGCAGAUCACAGACUAUUUCAAGUUGUUUCGACAUGCAGGAUGGACUACAAGAAAUGGAUCAAUCAAAUCCAGGACCCUCUCAGUUGCAUAACAUGGGAUCAAAAUGUUUACAUCCCAAAUACCACUCACGUUAGCUGCAUUCUUCAAUAUAGGUGGAAAUGCGAUUUGUAUUUAUGCAGAAGAUCAACGAAAAGGUUGCCCUUGAUAGAGCAUAAGAGAAGAUCAAAAUAUGGAAAAACUAACCAACUAAUAAAAGCUUCAUAUUGUCAAAUAGCCAAUUGCAUGGAAUUUUGCUAGCGUUAGACAUAAAUGAAUUCCAUGAGUUUGGUAUAAAUGAAAAUUAAUUUAGAAUUUCUACCUUAUUAAAUUUA